AUGGCUCCUCCAGAAAACUCACCAUCCGGUUCUCCAUCCAUCUCCCCGUACCGUGCUCCCCUCUUGUCUGAAGAUACCCCGGAUAGUCUGCCGAACCGCAUGUUCACCUCUACCAUCGUUCCCUCACCCCUUCUGCAGUCCGUCGCCCAAGCUCCUCCAGUCAUGGAUACCGAGGAAAAUCUUCGAAUUAGAGCCAGAGGAUUACAUGGUCAGUCACAGCUUCGACCACAUCGGGCAUCUGUGGACCAGCUAGGUCCUGGCAGUAGUGAUGACCGAAUAAGAAGAGUGUCUGGUUCUGCACGCCUACGCCAGUCUCUGAGAGAUAAUGAUCCUCGGCAGCUAUCACUGACAGAAAGAUCAUAUGGGCCACGAAUACCUUUAUGGAGACCCGGGCAGAGGCAGUCACUAUAUGAUUGGGCUCCAGCUACGCCGCCAGAGGAUGAAUAUGAGAACCGCUCGCUCCCGCUUCCCCCCAUGAUUGAUGGAGGAGAACCACACGAUGAGAUGCUGAGAGAUCUUUUGAGAUACCGGGCCGACAGUCCGCCGCCUUCUGCAGUUCCCGGACCGCUCACUCGGGCAUACCGAAAUCUCGAUAAUGAUGUCCGAAUGUAUGAAACUUUAUUUGGUCCUCAAGUACUUUCACCAUUCAGAACUCUCACGCAACCACAAAGGCAGAAUUCACGUCUUCUAUUGCGCUCACGGCCCCCAUGGCAUGGCUGGAAUUGGGAUAGGGAACAUGUGCGAGAACGAAGGGAGGACCUAUCCCGCUCCCGCUCCGAGAGAGAUGCUGAGGUAGCGCUCCGCUCUCGCCCGUUUAGGACUCGAGACGAAAAUUACAGGGAUCAAAGUACAGCCCCCUCGUCCUCCUACGAACUUGAGGAAGCUAUUGGGUAUCUGGCAAAACUUCGAUUCAGUAACAGCAGUGAUGAAAGUUUGUGUCUUGCCGUCAAAGCAGGCUUCUUCAGCCGUGGCGAUGACUGGCUUGAGAUUAUUAGAGAUAAAUCCAUGUAUGACGAUCUCUUACUGGACACCCAAUUCAUAAAUGUUGCCGAAACCUCGUGGCUUAAAGUUGGUGGUGUAUUUUGGGGCUCCCAAACAACCCCGAUAAUUUCUGCUGUGCCCCCCUCACGUCCCACCAUAUCUUCGGAUUCGUCUUCGGCAUCUUUGCCAUCGAAUACAACUGCUGCCGCAAUAUCUUAUCAAGAUGAUCCCCACAGGGAAUCUGGUAGCGCAUCAUCGUAUUAUAGUAAUAGUAGUCCACACCACUGGACAGUCAAAGUGAUCAUAUCUAGCAUAGAUUACGCGCAGCUACGUCUGACUGGGACUAUGGAAGCAUUCACAGACUUUCAAACAACUGGUGCUGCAACAAAGACAAGCAUUACGACGUACCUAGAGGGUGAAAUUAUUGAUUUCAAGACGCAUAGUUUGCAAACCUUUAACUUUCCGAGUAGCAUCAAGGAUGACGCAAGCAACUGGAGAAAAUUAGAGCCAUUCUGCCAAUUAAGCAAUGAAGAGCUCGUGAAGAGUUUGGUUUCUAAGCAGUUCAUGAAGAAUCUCACAGAUAAUUGGGUGUUCAUGAGGUGGAAAGAAAAAUGUUUCAUCUCGCCACAAACCUCUCCUGACAGUGGGGUACUAACAAUAGGGGGUUUUUAUUUCCUGUCGCUCCGCAGAUCAAACGGACAGAUACAAGGGUUUUACUACGAUCCCAAAAGCCAGCCCUAUCAAGAGCUUAAUCUUAGACCUCAAAAACGCUUGUUUCCUACUUACGAGUUCCGUUGA
This is a messenger RNA of Morchella sextelata, 1779 nucleotides long. RefSeq lists its product as uncharacterized. Gene Ontology annotation, biological process: protein targeting to vacuole; negative regulation of gluconeogenesis; proteasome-mediated ubiquitin-dependent protein catabolic process. The transcript is spliced from 4 exons. Gene Ontology annotation, cellular component: GID complex; extrinsic component of membrane. The record is from RefSeq and is a predicted model, not a curated record. Bases 1 to 1779 code for a protein of 592 amino acids. NCBI's taxonomy places the organism in Eukaryota, Fungi, Ascomycota, Pezizomycetes, Pezizales, Morchellaceae.